Alexandromys fortis (reed vole) is the source of this 849-nucleotide messenger RNA. Its product is annotated as aurora kinase B-like. Lineage: Eukaryota; Metazoa; Chordata; Mammalia; Rodentia; Cricetidae. Gene Ontology annotation, cellular component: spindle microtubule; ribosome; spindle midzone. Gene Ontology annotation, molecular function: ATP binding; structural constituent of ribosome; protein kinase activity. The transcript is spliced from 4 exons. The record is from RefSeq and is a predicted model, not a curated record. Gene Ontology annotation, biological process: mitotic spindle organization; protein phosphorylation; translation. The coding region runs from base 1 to 675 and encodes 224 amino acids.
AUGCCGAACGCGUCCGUCAAGAUGAAGAAGAAUAAGGAUAAUGGGAAGUUCAAGGUUCGCUGCGGCCGGUAUCUGUACACCCUGGUCAUCACAGACAAGAAGGAAGCCAUCAGUACCCCGUCCCCCAGGCGGACCCUCACUAUUGACGACUUUGAGAUUGGGCGUCCUCUGGGCAAAGGCAAAUUUGGAAAUGUGUAUUUGGCCCGGGAGAAGAAAAGCCAGUUCAUUGUGGCGCUCAAGAUCCUCUUCAAGUCUCAGAUCGAGAAGGAGGGAGUGGAGCACCAGCUGCGCCGAGAGAUCGAAAUCCAGGCGCAUCUGAAACAUCCCAACAUUCUUCAGCUCUACAACUACUUCUACGACCGGCGGAGGAUCUACUUGAUACUGGAAUACGCCCCGCGUGGGGAGCUCUACAAGGAACUACAGAAGAACCGAACUUUCGACGAGCAGCGGACAGCCACGAUCAUGGAGGAGCUGUCGGAUGCCCUGAUGUACUGCCACAAGAAGAAGGUCAUUCACAGAGACAUAAAACCUGAGAACCUGCUGUUAGGUCUCCAGGGGGAGCUGAAGAUUGCGGACUUCGGCUGGUCUGUGCAUGCCCCCUCCCUGAGGUAUAGUGGGGCUAGUGGACUGUCCCUGGUGUGCGGCUGUGACGUUCUGUAUAAAACUCUUCUGUAACUGGUUGGUGGUGGUGCAGGCCUUUAAUCCCAACACGUAGGAGACAGGCAGGCAGGUCUGAGUGACCAGGCUAGCCUGGUCUACAGAGCGAGUUUCAGGAUAGCCAGGACGGUUGCACAGAGAAACUCUGUUUCAAAAAACAAAAUUAAGAUAUCUCGUUUCUCAGGAUGGAGU